AUGUUCAACUCAAAUGCAUUCCAGCUGCGCCAGCCCAUGGGCGGGGUCACAGCCAAUCCAUUCCACGAGUCCUGCACUGCACCCGCCGAUCCCGCCAAAACAGCCGCCACUGCCAUCAAGGGCAGGAAACUCAAGACGGCCACCGCACCCCAUGUGGACUCGUUCAACUACAUGGUCAAGCAUGGCCUCGAGCAGGCCGUGGCCGACCUUGACCCCCUGACCUUUGUGGCCCAGAACAAAACCAUCAGUUUGAGCAUUGCCAAAUGCCGCCUCGAGCAGCCCACCGUCAGUCGCAAAGAAGGCUUUUCCACUGCCAAUGCCCUCUACCCUGCGGAAUGCCGUCAACGGCGCGUCACAUACAAGGGUGACUUUUAUCUCACCGUCAACAUUGAGGUCGAGGGCCAGCCCAAUGCCUGGCAGGUCGAGCGCUACGUCGGGCAGCUUCCCAUCAUGAUCAUGUCCAACGCCUGUCGCCUCAAUGGCCUCAGCCCUCGCGAACUUGUCAUGAAGAAGGAAGAAGCUCAGGAGAUGGGUGGCUACUUUAUCAUCAACGGCAACGAAAAAAUUGUUCGCAUGCUCCUCAUGCCUCGCCGCAACCACCCCAUCUGCCUUGAUCGCCCGUCCUACGUCAAUCGUGGCCCCGGCUACUCCUCGUAUGGUGUCCAGAUGCGCUGUGUUCGCCCAGACCAAUCGGCACAGACCGUGGUCGUCCAUUACAAGAAUGAUGGUACCUGCACCCUCGGCUUUUCAUACCGCAAGCAACAGUAUCUGAUCCCGGCCAUCCUCCUACUUCGUGCCCUAUCGGGCGUCUCGGACCGCCAAAUCUUCAUGGAUAUCGUUCGCGGUGACAUGAGCAACUCUUUCCUGGUGGAACGCGUUGAAAUCAUGCUUCGCCAGUACACCCGCGAGCGUUUGUUCUCGCAACAGGCCUGCCUUGCCUAUCUUGGCAACCUUUUCAAGGUCAUCCUCAAUCUGCACCCUGAGACCUCAGAUGUGGAGGCCGCUCACAUUCUCUUCAAACGCGUCUUGCUCGUUCAUAUUGCCCCCAAUGACUUUCAAGCCAAGUACCGCGUCCUUGUCGGCCUCAUCCGACGAGUGUACAGCCUGGCUGCUGGCAGUACCCAGCCUGACAACGCUGACUCGCAGAUGCUGCAGGAACUGCUCCUGCCCGGCCACAUCUACUGCGCCUUUGUCAAGGAACAAAUGAGCGAAUACCUGGUGGCCAUGCAGAAAUUGGUGCAGACUGACUUGCGCAUGGGCAAAACUGUGGACGUGAGCAACACCAACUAUUUGCAGACCGACGUCAUGCGUCGCUGCCCAGACAUUGGAAGCAAGCUCGAGUACUUUAUGAGCACGGGCAACCUCAACUCGCCCACGGCCCUUGAUCAGAUGCAGGUCACCGGCUUUACCAUUGUUGCGGACAAGCUCAACUUUCUCCGCUACCUGUCUCAUUUUCGCUGCGUGCAUCGUGGUGCCUACUUCUCGCAAAUGAAGACCACGGCCGUCCGCAAGCUGCUCCCGGAGGCUUGGGGCUUUCUUUGCCCCGUCCACACUCCCGAUGGUGCCCCUUGCGGUCUCCUCAAUCACUUGGCUCGCCACUGUCUGCCCCCGACCGAGCCCGUGGACAUCAGCUCCCUGCCCCCCACCCUUCUGGGCUUGGGCAUGAUUGCUGUUAGCGAGCAACCACACUUUCACUGCCUGGACGUGCUCCUGGACGGCCAUCUUGUUGGCUUUCUCGCUCUCGAGCAAGCUCCCAAGUUUGCCGAGCAGCUCCGUAUUUUGAAGAUUCGCGACGAUGAGCGGGUACCCAACACUCUGGAGAUUGCCUACGUUGCCCCGCGCGCCGCUGGCCAAUUUCCAGGCUUGUACCUGUUCAGCACGCCCGCGCGCCUGCUGCGGCCUGUGCGCAACCUGCGGAUGAAGAGCACCGAGUUUGUCGGCUCGUUUGAGCAGGUCUACCUCAAUGUGGCCGUGGACCCCAAGGAGUUUGUGUCUGGCGAGACGACGCACAUGGAGCUUACCAAGCAUGGCUUUCUCAGCAUCGUGGCCAGUUUCACGCCCUUUUCCGAUUUCAACCAGUCACCUCGUAACAUGUACCAGUGCCAGAUGGGCAAGCAGACCAUGGGUGUCCCUGGUCAAGCUAUCAAGUACCGCGCUGACAACAAGUUAUACUCACUCAACAGCGGUCAAACACCUUUGGUACGGCCGCGUGCCUACAAUGAGUAUGGCGUGGACAACUUUCCCGUGGGCAACAACGCCAUCGUUUGCGUCAUUGCGUACACGGGCUAUGAUAUGGAAGAUGCCAUGAUCUUGAACAAAGGAUCAGUGGAGCGUGGUUUCAUGCAUGCGCGCGUGCUGGCAACCAAGGUCAUUGAUCUCACGGAAAAAACCAAAUCGCGAGUCUGCCACUACUAUUUUGGUGUCUUGCCCAAGGAUCGCUCUGCCAAUCUCAAGAUGGAGAAGCUUGAUGCCGAUGGGCUCCCGCGCGUUGGGGCGCACAUCAAGGAAGGCGAUGCUCUCUACUCCUACAUUGAUGGCUCAACCAACGAGUCGCGAACGGAAAUUUACCGCGGCGAACCUGCCAUCAUUGAUCGCAAGGUCACCAUUCGCCUCAGCAUCAACCGCAACCCUAUCAUCGGUGACAAGUUUGCCUCCCGCCACGGACAAAAGGGUAUUCUUUCGCAGUUGUGGCCCACCGCAGACAUGCCCUUCAGCGAGUCUGGCAUCAUUCCCGACAUUCUCUUCAAUCCCCACGGUUUCCCUUCGCGCAUGACCAUCGGCAUGCUCAUUGAGAGCAUGGCUGGCAAGUCGGCUGCCUUGCACGGCGUGGCGCACGAUGCCACGCCUUUUAUGUUCAACGAGAAUGAGCGUGCUGUCGAUUACUUUGGUGAGCAGCUGCGGACGGCCGGGUAUAACUAUCACGGCCACGAGCGCAUGUACUCGGGCAUCACGGGCGAGGAAUUUGAGGUGGACAUUUUCAUCGGCAAUGUGUUCUAUCAGCGCCUGCGUCACAUGGUGUCUGACAAGUUCCAGGUGCGAACGCAAGGUCCCGUGAACAGCCUGACGCGGCAGCCCGUCAAGGGUCGCAAGAAGAACGGUGGCAUUCGUUUCGGCGAGAUGGAGCGUGAUGCUUUGCUGGGCCACGGCACCGCCUUCUUGCUUCAAGAUCGCCUCUUCAACUGCUCUGACCGCUCAGAGGUGGAUGUGUGCCGGAAAUGUGGCAGCCUUUUGUCCCCGUAUUCAUCGGAAAAGACGGCGGCCAAUCGUAUUCGUGUGCUGCGCUGCCGUGGUUGCAGUGACGGCGGCGAGGUGGUUCGGGUUAACCUUCCCUACGUGUUUCGGUAUUUGACAGCUGAGCUGUCGGCCAUGAACAUUCGCCUCAGUCUGGAUGUAGCGCCCAUUGUCGCAUAG
Molecule: messenger RNA, 3411 nt
Organism: Monosiga brevicollis MX1
Lineage: Eukaryota; Choanoflagellata; Craspedida; Salpingoecidae
Exons: 13
Coding region: 1-3411 (1136 amino acids)
Biological process (GO): DNA-templated transcription
Cellular component (GO): RNA polymerase I complex; nucleus
Molecular function (GO): DNA-directed RNA polymerase activity; ribonucleoside binding; DNA binding
Source: RefSeq, a predicted model, not a curated record